AUGGGAAUACAAGGUCUUUUGCCUCUGUUGAAAUCCAUAAUGGUCUCAAUCCACAUCAAAGAACUAGAGGGUUGUUGCGUCGCCGUCGAUACCUAUUCUUGGCUCCACAAAGGAGCCUUUGCUUGCAGCAGAGAGCUCUGCAAAGGCCAACCUACCACCAAGCAUAUUGACUAUUGCAUGCAUAGAGUAAACUUAUUGCGGCAUUAUGGAGUUAGACCUAUUCUUGUCUUUGAUGGAGGGCAUCUACCGAUGAAGAGUGAACAAGAGAACAAGCGUGCACGGGCAAGGAAGGAAAACCUUGAUCGUGCUAUGGAACUUGAAUCAAAUGGAAAUUCAGCAGCUGCGUUUGAGUGCUAUCAAAAGGCUGUUGAUAUCUCACCUUCAGUUGCACAUGAACUAAUCCAGGUCUUAAAACAGGAGAAUGUUGGUUAUGUUGUGGCUCCUUAUGAGGCAGAUGCCCAAAUGACAUUCCUGGCAGUCAGCAAACAGGUUGAUGCUGUUAUAACAGAGGAUUCAGACUUGAUAGCAUUUGGUUGUCCCAGAAUCAUUUACAAAAUGGACAAGUUUGGGCAAGGUGUUGAGUUUAGGAAUUCCAUGCUACAACAGAACAAGGAUUUAAAUUUGACAGGUUUCACUAAGCAGAUGCUUCUUGAGAUGUGCAUUUUGAGUGGGUGUGACUAUUUGCAAUCAUUGCCAGGAAUGGGCCUGAAAAGGGCUCAUGCACUCAUAAAGAAGUUCAAAAGUUAUGACAUG
Messenger RNA from Ilex paraguariensis (yerba mate), 753 nucleotides. The record is from the annotation of a GenBank genome assembly. NCBI's taxonomy places the organism in Eukaryota, Viridiplantae, Streptophyta, Magnoliopsida, Aquifoliales, Aquifoliaceae.